This is a messenger RNA of Bacillus rossius redtenbacheri, 828 nucleotides long. RefSeq names its product calmodulin-A-like. Gene Ontology annotation, molecular function: calcium ion binding. The transcript has 4 exons. Bases 157 to 639 code for a protein of 160 amino acids. NCBI's taxonomy places the organism in Eukaryota, Metazoa, Arthropoda, Insecta, Phasmatodea, Bacillidae. The record is from RefSeq and is a predicted model, not a curated record.
GUAGAUGCUCAAUAAGAAUAAAAAUAAAUCGUGCAUUUUCAAACACGGAACUAUAUUUUAUAUUAUAAGAUGCAACAAAAUGAUCGUAAGAAAUAUAAUUAGACAGUUUUUUUUUAUAUUAUUAAAAUUUAUGAAUUUCUGAAUAUAGUGCAGAUAAUGUCUAAACACGUGGCCCACAUCCUGACGGAGGAGCAGAUAGCCGUGUUCAGGGAGGCCUUCGACGCCUUCGCCAAGGACGGCAACCUCUCCACGAGCAAGCUGGUCUUCGUCAUGAGGUCCCUGGGGCAGGACCCCACCGCGAAGGAGCUCCGCAAGAUCAUCAACGAGAUCGACGUCGACUCCAACGGCAUCAUCUCGUUCGAGGAGUUCAUCGGGAUGGUGGCCAGGAACGUCGCGACGGUGGACUCGCGGCAGGAGCUGCGCGAGGCCUUCGAGGUGUUCGACUUGAACAAGGACGGCUUCAUCGGCCCCGUGGAGCUGAGGCACGUGAUGCGCGGUCUGGGGCGCAGCUUGACCGACGAGGAGCUGGAGGAGAUGAUCCGAGAGGCGGACUCCAACGACGACGGGCUGGUGAGCUACGAGGAUGUCAUUCAGCUUCUGGUCUCAAUGAAGAGUUCUCCUGGAAGAACGUUGGACUAGACAUUUCUGCAUGCCAAAUAUCAACAUCUGUGAAGCCAUCAAAUUAAAGUUGAAAACUAAGAUAUCACCCAAGUGUAAUUUAAAAGACAAAUAAACAUUUACCCGUACAUGGGAAUUAAUUCGUGAUUUAAGUUAUGUUAAAAUACAACUUAAGAAGUAAGCUGUUAUAUAAAAGGCCAGUAACAAAAA